Messenger RNA from Rubroshorea leprosula, 1936 nucleotides. NCBI's taxonomy places the organism in Eukaryota, Viridiplantae, Streptophyta, Magnoliopsida, Malvales, Dipterocarpaceae. The record is from the annotation of a GenBank genome assembly.
AAAUUCUAAUUACUUUGCUGAAAGUGAAGCAUCGACAGGCAUAGAGAAGAAGAAGAAGAAGAAAAUGCAUUACUGGGUUCGAGCUUCUUCUUCUGAUUUCUCCGGAACCCUUCCUCAGCCUCGCAGUGGUCAUUCUGCGGUGGUGAUCGGAAAAUCGAAGGUGGUGGUGUUCGGUGGACUCGUGGACAAGAAAUUCCUCAGUGACAUCGUUGUUUACGAUAUCGAGAACAAGCUAUGGUUUAAGCCAGACUGUACUGGGAGUGGGUCUGAUGAACAAAUUGGUCCCAGCCCACGAGCAUUUCACGUUGCUGUUGCUAUUGACUGUCACAUGUUCAUCUUUGGUGGGCGUUCUGGCAGCAAAAGGUUGGGUGACUUUUGGGUCCUAGACACAGAUAUAUGGCAAUGGUCAGAGUUGACCAGUUUUGGUGACUUGCCCUCACCACGGGAUUUUGCUUCAGCCUCAGCUGUAGGAAAUAGGAAAAUUGUUAUGUUUGGUGGCUGGGAUGGUAAGAAGUGGCUGUCAGAUGUAUAUGUCUUAGACACAAUAUCGCUGGAGUGGGUGGAGCUGUCAGUUACAGGAUCUUUGCCAUCACCUAGAUGUGGACACACAGCUACAAUGGUCGAGAAACGGUUGCUUGUCUAUGGCGGCAGAGGUGGAGGUGGGCCAAUCAUGGGUGAUUUAUGGGCUUUGAAGGGACUUAUCGAUGAAGAGCUUGAAACACCUGGGUGGACCCAAUUGAAGCUUCCUGGUCAAGCACCUUCUCCUCGCUGUGGUCAUACUGUCACAUCAGGAGGGCACUAUCUCUUGUUAUUUGGUGGCCAUGGCACAGGUGGUUGGCUGAGUCGUUAUGACAUUUACUACAAUGACUGCGUUGUUUUGGACAGAGUUUCUGCACAAUGGAAGCGUUUACCUACAGGAAAUGAAGCUCCUCCUGCUCGAGCAUACCAUUCUUUGAUCUAUCUGGGUUCACGGUAUCUUUUAUUUGGUGGCUUUGAUGGGAAAGCCACAUUUGGAGACAUGUGGUGGUUGGUUCCUGAAGAGGAUCCAAUUGCAAAGCGGUUUACUGUGCCCCCACAAGAAAAUCUCCCUGAGAAUAAGGUUGCAGUAGCAGCAAAUGAUACAACCCUAUCUGGACUCAAGGAAAGUCAAGAGUCUGCUGUUGCUGAACUGCAAAGAAGACUUGGAAUUUCGGUUUCACUAUCUAGUUGUGGUCAAAUUGUAGAUGAGUUAGAAGUCAAAGAACUCAUUGAACUGGGAACAAGGAUGAUGGGAGAAACAAUUUACAGUAAUGAGCAGGAUCUGCACUUUAAGGCAAUUCAGGCAGUUCGUGAUCACUGGAGAAAGUCUACUCCAAGUUCUAUACCACUCAAGGAGCUCAGACCUUUGCUACGAGAUUACCAACGGCUGAUUACUAGUCAUUUCUUACAAAAUUGUGGAUCUGAUUUGCAGUCCAUUGAGUCAGAUUUUACUGGAAAAGAAGCUUACAAGUUUUAUCAUUUGAAAAAUGUUUCCCAGCUGCGGAUGGAUGAUAUUCCAAAACUACUGGAAGAGUAUAAAAAGCUUCUGCCUGAUGAGAACACAGUGGUUGAUCUUUGUGAGAAAUGAAGGAAAAGCUUGCUCUGAGGCAUUUUUUCUUUCCUCACAUUAAAACAUUAUGGAGGAGCUUGCUUCUGCCCGAAACUGACCCUGGCCUAACUUUUUUGUUUUAACAAUCAUCCUUUUCUGUUGAGCAAAGCUAGUUCAGGUAAUGUGCUUAUCCAUCACAUAAUCCUGGAAAACUUCCUGUCACUACUGUCACUAUUCACACUUGAAUUUUCUCUACUUAAUCAUUUACUGCAUGUUGUAUCAUAUCCUUUGUGGAGCUUGGGUACAGCUUUGUGUAAACUGGAGGGUGCUAGAAUUGCUAUUUGCAAAAAAUAAACUGUGUUCCAAACG